Cinara cedri is the source of this 1206-nucleotide messenger RNA. The record is from the annotation of a GenBank genome assembly. Lineage: Eukaryota; Metazoa; Arthropoda; Insecta; Hemiptera; Aphididae.
AUGCAGAAUAACACGGAUCAGAGUAAUGUAGACCGGACACCGAGUGGCGGUAUUCAUAAUUUUGAAAUAAACACGCAAAGCCGAGAUAAUAGUUUAAAUGUCGGUAUCGACGUUCUUUCAGACAAUGAAAACAAUGAAGAUUCGAACAGCCAAAGUAUCGACAAUAAUUCAGCUGCUAUAACGGACGACUUACUUAAUAUGGAUGGUCGAGUAACGAGAAGACGAGUAUACGCAGAGAAUAUGUGGGCUGAGCCAUUGCCCGAUUUAAGGGGUCAAUUCAGAAAUUGCAGUUUAACUUUUUAUAGAGAAAAUCCAACGCAUACGUUAAGAUUGCGUGCAUUCGUCCUGAGAGAAGUAAAUGUUUUAAGAACUCUUAUUUCACUUGAUAUGACGCGUAGACCUCCCUUCGCAAGUACUAAUGAUGACGUUUUUACAUCGUUUAUAAUGCGUUUAAUCGUAUUGUAUGAUAUAACAAACACGCGUUUGACAACCAUACUAACUCCUUGUGUUGGAAACUUCGCCGAGCAUUUCCUCCACGAGCUAUAUAACUUUGCGAGUAGUCCAUAUAGAUUGGUUGACUAUGAUCUUAAUGUACGCUACGCUCGUGGUAGAUAUUUCUGUCGAUACUCAAUGCCGUAUUCUGAGUAUUCUGAAUCAAACGACGAAGAUAUAGUUGAGCGACCAAUAUCUGUUACAUCACCAGAUCAUUGGGACGAACCGAACGUAGUGAACACGGAUGACGAAGAUAAUGAAAAUUCCCCUUUUAUUGUUAUAUCGCCGUCGCAUGCACUUGUUCCGUCGGAAGUUAUUGAAAUUAAUUCUGCUUCCGGGGAAUCUGAUGUUCAAAUCAUACACAUUGAUACUGAACCUUCUGCAGAAACAGAAAGGGAUCAGCCGUUCCGGCCCGAUCGUCAACCGAACUGUUCAAGUAUGACACGGCCGAAUGAGAGUCAAACAAAUACUGUAGAGAACGUGAUUAAAGAUAGUUCGUCAGACGAUGGGACAAUCGAAAUUAAUACCCGCGGUACGCAAACUACGGGUACGAAACCGAAAGUUGUUAUGAAUAAGAGGAAAAGAAAAAUCGAAACACCCAAGCUUGAGAAAAGAAAAAAGUAUGGUGUUGAAUUUCGACCUGAGGUUCGACUUGGCAGCGGAACUCGAUCAAGCCCGGAGUCUUCGUUUUCAGACAAUGCCGGCGCAAACUAA